CCUCGACCAUUACUUCAAAUAUCGAUAUUUCGUGUCACACGUAAAAUUCCUCAGGGGUAUCUCAGGGUUUCGAUAUCCCAAAACAAACGUUGGAUCCAACGGUUCGUCAUUCUCGAGUUAGCUCUUGCCUGGUAUAAAUAUUGUGGAUAAUAAACCCUCGGGCCUCACAUUUCCGACAAGCCUUCGACGCGCAGCACACUUUUAUUUUGAUAGAAUAACCCAGAAAAAUGUCGUCUGACUCAAAAUAUUGUCACAAGGUUUCGGAGAGCCUGACUAUUGAAAAUGGAAUUCUGAAAGGAGCGGAUAAAGACUGCACCCUUAAUUACAACAGUUUCGGAGAGAUGCUUUUGGAGCGAAUGAGAUCGAACCCAACAUUCGUCGGACAGGUGGACGGUUCGACCGGUCGAGAGGAGACAUUUGGCGAGAUGUUGGAUAAGAGCGUGAAGUGUGCGUUGUGGAUGAGGGAGCAGAACAUCGGGACGGGUGACAUCGUGGGAAUUUGCACUCACAAUCAGUUGGACAUGUAUAUACCGUGCUUUGCUUCCAUUUUCGUUGGAGCGACGUACAAUCCAUGGUACGACAUUGGCUUGACGAAAGAAAUGGCAAAAUACUUCAUCGAAUUGACGAAGCCGAAAAUACUGUUCCUUACCGAAUCAAUCGCUGAGGUCGUCUCCAAAGUGCUCGAGGAAAUCGGCUCGGAGAUUCCGAUCAUUAUCUUCGGAGAUUCCUCAAAAUAUCUCUCCUUGAAUUCCAUUCUCGAAUCACAGGACUCAAAUGAAGUUGGUAAAUUUCGCUGCACGGAAUUACCCAGCCAAGAUGAACCUCUCAUUAUUCUUUACACUUCGGGAAGCACUGGACUGCCUAAAGCUGUACUCCAUUCACAUAAAUCCAUCUUUGGCAACAUCAAACACUAUUUGAAUGUCAACGAAAUCGAGAAGCCUGUUGUACUCUUGUUUGCACUGCUCUCCUGGCUCACUGGCACUUACAUCCUCUUUUUGGGUAUUCUUAUGCCUGCGAAAAGAAUUAUUUAUCCGCAAUACACCCCGGAAAAAUGCUUAGAAAUGAUUGAAAAGUACAAGGUUAACUGGAUCCUGCUUGCAUCCAGUGCGUGUAUUUCACUGGAGAAAUGUCCUGCGAUAUCGAAAUACGACGCAUCGUCUUUGAAGCUACUGGCCAUUGGCGGUGGAGCCAUUAGCGAAGAAACCGAAAGUUCUCUGGCAAAAUUAUUCCCCACAGCAUUUGUCUGCCAGUGCAUGGGUAUCACCGAAUUGGGGGGCCCGGUAAUAAAACAAGAAAGAGGAUGCAAGAGGGGUUCCAUGGGAAGGGUGACCGAGAACAGACAACUGAAAGUCGUCGAUCCUACAACCGGUAAAAUUUUGGGUCCGAAUGAGACGGGAGAAGCUUGUUUCAAGUCUCCGAACGUGAUGAUCCGUUACUACGGCAAUGCCGAGGCAACCAAAAAGGCGAUCGAUUCCGAAGGUUGGUAUCACAGCGGUGAUCUCGUUUAUUACGACGAAGACGGUCACGUUUUUUUCGCCGACCGAUUGGUAGAUUUGAUCAAGUACCGAGAUCAUCUGGUUUCUCCGGUUGUCAUCGCCAAUUUUCUGCUUCGUCAUCCAGCCGUUCAAAAAGUCACUGUUGUAGGACUCCCGCACAAAGCUGAUGGGGAGCAUCCGAUGGCGUUCGUAGAGAAAAAACCAGGAAGUCAAGUUACUGAAGAGGAAAUUCUGCAAACGGUGUCCGACGGACUUCCGGAUCAUUUUAAACUCCGAGGAGGUGUCAAGUUUUUGGAUAAAAUGCCGCACACAUCAUCCGACAAAAUAGCUCGGAAGGAGCUCAAAGCAUUGGCUUUGACUUUCGCUUGAAAAUCUGCUUUUGUGAUUCGAUAUUGAAUGUUUUUUUCCAAGUUUUAUUUCGAGACGAGGCUUGAUUGAAACGCUUGUACGAAUAAUCGACAGUUUCUGAGCCGUUGCAAUAUUUUUUAGUCCCCUGAAGAAGAAAUUUAUAGUUUUAGAAAAUCGUGACUUCGCCCCUUCAAGAGAACUUUCAGUCGUAAAAUCUACAAUGGAAUGUCCGCCGAAUUUGUCUUUGAAUUUUUGUAUUUUUAUGGAUUUUUAUUCAAAAAUAAAUCAAACUAUUCAUUAA
Venturia canescens is the source of this 2145-nucleotide messenger RNA. Its product is annotated as luciferin 4-monooxygenase-like. Gene Ontology annotation, molecular function: long-chain fatty acid-CoA ligase activity. Lineage: Eukaryota; Metazoa; Arthropoda; Insecta; Hymenoptera; Ichneumonidae. Gene Ontology annotation, biological process: long-chain fatty acid metabolic process; fatty-acyl-CoA biosynthetic process. The record is from RefSeq and is a predicted model, not a curated record. Bases 228 to 1865 code for a protein of 545 amino acids. The transcript has 8 exons.